Messenger RNA from Rhipicephalus microplus (southern cattle tick), 6085 nucleotides. RefSeq names its product zona pellucida domain-containing protein piopio (gene pio). NCBI's taxonomy places the organism in Eukaryota, Metazoa, Arthropoda, Arachnida, Ixodida, Ixodidae. The record is from RefSeq and is a predicted model, not a curated record.
CUUGAAAACGGGUUUGGCGAGAGUGGGUCCCCAGUGCGGAAACGAGCGUCGUCGCCGUACUGCGCGGAUGUGUGUGUGCCAGCACCGAGUCGACCAACGAGCUCGGACCACCUAAACGCCGGAUUUUGCGUGCGCGAACCCCAACUCAAGAGCAACACUGUGUUCUUCGCAAGAGAACUCCGCACCACAACGCCAGGCGAUACCCUGCCGAAGAACGAACAUCGAAGGCUUCCACUGCCUCUAGUCCAUCAACAUGCAGCCAAGGCUACCUGUGAUAUUAUUAUUGGCAUUCCUGGGGACAUGCGCAACUGCCCAGGAAGACACGGCCGUCUCAGCAAAGAUUGAGGGUGGUGAGGCUUCAGACGUGAACAUCGAAUGCAACAGCAACAACAUCCAGGUGACGUUGGAGGCAACGCACGACUUCAAUGGCAUGAUCUACCCCAAGGGACUGUCCAAGAAUUCCACCUGCAUGGCCGAGUACAGCAACGUGCGUGACAAGAUUGUCUACACGCUGCCUCUGCGCUCCUGCAACACCAUGAGCACUGAAGUGGAUGAAGGAGUGGAGUACUUCAACACCGUGGUGGUGCAACCUCACCGAAAGCUAGUGACGAACCAAGGCCGUGGAUUUCAUAUUCGAUGUCGGUACCAGACUAAAGAAAAAACCAUCACCAACUUUUUCAACGUCAGCAUGCUGGGAACGACGCCUUUAGUGGCCACGGCGCCCAUGCCGGGAUGCAGCAUGAAGAUCUUUGUGGGUGACUCCGAGGAAGAAGUCAUAGCCGAGAAUGUCAAGAUUGGAGAUCCGCUCACUCUCGUCAUCAGCAUUGACUACCAGGAAACCUAUGGCAUGCGUGUUACAAACUGUCUCGUGCGUGACGGUCUCAACUGGGGCGAGCAGCCACUGAUCAACAACGAAGGUUGUCCCGUGGACAGCGAGAUCCUGGGACCAUUCGAGUACACGAUGAACAAGACCCGAGCUUCGGUCACCUUCCAGGCGCACAAGUUCCCCUACACCUCGUCCGUCUACUAUCAGUGCAAUGUGCGACUGUGUCUCAAGUCAAGCGGUGGCUGCGACGACGUGCCUCCCGACUGCAGUGAUGUUCGCCACAGUGUUCGUCGUCGGCGUGAUGUGGAGGCCAAGGGAGACCUGACUGCCCUGGAAAAAGCCGAGCAAGAUGUUCGUGACCUCAGCAUUGAGGUCUUCUCUGGACUGUACGUCAACGAAGUUACCGAUGCGGAGGAUCCAGAAGUGAGCUCUCGCCCUACUUCGUCCGCCAGCUCUUCGGACCAGGACUUUUGCGUGUCCUCGCGCAAGUUUGCCAUUGGCAUCGCCAUCGCCGGUGUGCUGCUCAUGUUGGCAGUGAUGCUCCUGGUGGCUUGCAUCCUGCAUCGCCGUCGCCGUAGGAAGGGUUCUAGCACAGCCGGCAGCUCCAUCUACUCUGGGCCUUAUUCGAACCAGGGAUACUCAAGAGAAUAAGCUGUCACCUAUGCACCGGGAGUCACUCACCCAACAAUAUCUUAACCAGAUUUUGAAGUCUUCAACUCUGUCAUUCUGGUUUCCUGAGCUGACUGCAGCAUUAGAAAAGCCAACACAAUACACUGUUCUUGCUGCUGAGGUUUGUUAGUCUGUCACAUGAAACAGACAGAGUGACAACUAUUUCUCCCUAGAAGACACCAUUCCCAAAAGCAACAAACUGCAGUUUUCAUGCAAUAUGCAGGCAUGCCGCAUGCUUUCAAAAUGUGCCAAUCUGAAUGAGUCUUAUUUGAUCAAUUAUUUCAAGCCGAAUUUUUGCCACUGCAACAUUCCAGACUUCAACUUGCCUUACAAAUGAGGGUUGACAAAAUAGAACAAGUGCUAAGAUCACAAACAGAUGUUUCACUUGCCACAUGAAGUCGUUUGCACGUCCUACCGAGUGACUCCUGGCACGAAGUCGAAAGAACAAGGGUGUUUGUAUUGGCAUGAUUUUUUUCUUAAAAAUUUUACUGUUAAAAUUUUACAGCAGAGUGCCCGUUUAAGAUGUGAUAAAUUUAUUUCAAAACAAUUCUUAACUAGCAAUUCUGAUAAUCAUCAUAUACGAGUUACAGUUGUCCAUGAAUAAUUUUUCCUUUUCACAAAAAUUAUCAGGAGGCUUAAAGUUCUGCCACUACAUUUCCGUACACGCGGUAACUCUAAAAUGCCAGGUUUUUGGUAGAAUAGUCUACGUGUUAAGCAACUCAAUGCUCUUAUGCUGAUAUAGUUCCUUUGAUUGCAUGGGAACAUUGAAUGAGGAUGCCUGGUCAGCUGAUCCUUGUGAGAAUUGGCACCGUGUAGAUACUGGUAGUGGUAUUUAGAAACUGGCAUUGCAUCAGUGAAAUGUGAUGUCCGUCAGUUCGUGUUUUACUGAUCUGUCUUUGAAAAUGAUACGGGGACAUCAAAUUUACUUUGCACUCUAACUUUGCAAAACAACUACAGCCUUUAUAAUAAAUUUUAAAAAAUGUGUAUUUGGCAUGAGUAUUCAUACAUGUUCCGUUUUAAAUGUUACAGUGUAUAUUCAACUCAUAAAAAAAAAUUCAAAAGUCCAGAAUAACGAGUGAACUUGACCGAGUAAAAAAAGAUCUUCCUUUAACCUUGCUGCACAGCCUGUACCUACCAAAUAAAAAAACGCUGCUACUUUAUGAAUUCGAUCAAGCUCUCAGGCCAUGGGUUAAAAAAGAAGUAGAUAUUUAGCAGUAUAGUGCCAGUUUAUACAAACAGGGAGAUCUCAAGUGCCAUUUUUAAUAUGGACUACAGAUGUGCUGAUAAAAGCCACUACUGACGAUUUGCGCUGGAAUAAAAAAAGCAUGUGUAGAUAUUAUACAAGAAACUUUAAAAGCAACUACAUUGCUAGUACUUUUUUUAAUAUUAAGGUAUAGAAAAUGUCAUAUUUUUUUAUGGUGAGGCAUUGUUGCUGCCUCACCAUGUCCUACUCGAGCUACUAUCUUCGCAAAAUAGAAAAGUUGAAACGGAGACCUUGUCAUGUGUGGAGUGAUAGUAGCUUCAAUUUUAUUUAUAUCAAGAAAAGAAUAUUUACCAGUGAUACCCUAGAAAGGGAACGAAAAUAGCAAUGAAGAUCCAACUUGCCUUCAAAAAAAUCUGGUGGCCACUUCUGCAUGUUUUUUUUGUUGUUCUUGCUGUUGUUAGGUGGUUCAGGCCACCCUAAUCUUUCAAGUAAUGUAUUGCUUAAACAAUGCUUUUUGAAACAGGCUCUCUGUAUCCAGUAACUAUACGACAAAAUUUAAAUAGUCAUUUUUGUAUGCAAGAAUGGUCUACCCUUUUUGCUUGUGGAACACAGGUGGCACGUAAUUUACAGCCAGAUCAGAAAGCUUGCAUUUCUUACGAAACAAUAUCUAGCAGUAAUGUGCUUUCAUUGACAAUGUAAGCAUGCAUGAAUUGAGUUUCAAGUUGUGAUGUCUCUUUGUGCAUACAUUUUUAUUAUAUUCAUUGAUAUAACUAGUUAGGUUCACGACAAAGAACGUCAAUGAAUGCACAUGAUGGUGAACCGUCCAGCCCUCAUGAUAGGCAGCUAUAGCCGAGCACUCAUAGUGGCAUAGUGCCAAACAUUUAUGUUUAGCUUCUUGCUUAGCUCUAAAUUCAUAAGCACACUGCUUGUGCAUAAAGGCUCCAUGCUUGAGCAGCUUUUUCGGUAAUGCUCACUAAAAAGUACAUUAAUCUUGGUAAUUGUUCUACUACAAUUUGAUUAAAAAGUAUAACUUCCAAACACACAAAUGUUUAUUGCUUUUUUUUAGCCAUUAUUCUAGGGAUAAGCAUCUCAGUUGCUGGUGAAAGCGAAGAUUCAUUUGCCACUAACAAAAACACCGUUCCGACCACACAAGCUGACUAACAUCAGGAGACAUGGAACUUUCUAUAUUUGCUGAGACAUAAAUAUAAGUACCACAUUGAUUAACUAUUGAGCUGCGUGUUUGCUUCACUGGGAGGUUUUCAUAGUGCUAUGUAGCCAUGCAGAUACCAAGGCACUUCAAGCUAUGACAUCAAAUCUGUCCAACCAAGAUAUGCGAACACUGUGAAAUGUACUUUCGGAGACAAAGCUCUAGGCUUACUUCAAACGACCGGUACCCUUAAUAUGUCAGUUGGUGGGCCCCUGUACAUGGACAACUAAGGUCUGCAUGGCCUUCCACUUGUAUUAUUGUUAUGAGCCGUAACCACACGUGAUUGUUCGUGUGCGUGGUGUUGGGGCCUCGUAUUUUGUUUGAUGCGUACACAUAGGUGGGCUUUCCUUUUUUGUUUUUGCAUUUGUCUUGUGUGUGUAACAGUCAAGGGCACUGUGUAAAAUGCAGCCAUUCUUCGACGGUGCGAAGAGGCGCACAACUGCUCUCGGGAGACUCGUCAUGUAGCCUCGGACUCGCACAUCAUCGAAAAAACAUUUUGCACUCGAGUCGUUUAGCUGCUUGUGUUCCUGUUUUACUAUAGGAAAAUGAAACAGCACUUAUUCAACUGCCACCUUGGUUUGGGAUUUUUAUUACAAUAUAAAAAUGCACUGGAACCCCCACAAAGUUUCUGCAUCAUGUUGAAGCCUGUUGACAGCGCUCGAAUAUAACUGGCAGUAAGACUCAAACAAUGAGAAUAACACUCAGAUAUAAAGGACUGAAAGUUUUUUCGCUUGGCAAGAAUGGUUGUGGCUCAUCCACUACUGUUGGUGCACUUAUGCACCUGUCCAGGCAUGUUCAUGCAGUGUAUCAGCACUAUUAAAAUGAAUAGAUUCACGUGGUGAGCAUGAUGAAUUGGCACGCAUGCUUUAAUUUGUCUGGGUAGGGGCAGAUGUGAAAUUUGCCAAGCGCUGUACGUAAUUCACAGGAAGAUGGGCCUCUCGAUGUGCAGUUGAAUGCAUGUAACCCUUGGAAAGUGGCUGCAGACUGUUGUCAGUGCAGAGUAAUGUUUGUUACUUGUGUGUUCUUGUACUUUUGCCAUACGGGGGCCAUAUUAAAGAUUACUUGUCUCGACUAUCAUUUGUCUCCAAGGUCAGUCGUGAACAUGCACUAAAUGAAAUCUUUUGAAACACCGAGUGGUUCUAAAUAAUUGCCUUUAUGUUUCAAGAAUCUGUUGACGAACAAGCUCGACCUGAAUGUGCAUGCUGCCGCUUGAAGACAGCUUCAAAUCGACCCUAGCUUCGGAGACGGGCGCUGUUUGCUUACUGCCUCAGUGCACAGACGAAUACUCAUCAGUGAAACAAUUUUGUAUGUCAGGGCUUCGUCGUAGAUUGCCAGCAGUUAAUAGUAAAAUUGUACCUAGCCUAUACAAGAAAAAUCCUUUUUCUUCAUAUUUUCCUUUAGAACAUUUCAGAAGGUUCAAAAAUGGGCACAUGUGUUAAGAUACGUAAAGAAAGUUCCCAUACUGCCAUCCAGUCUAGCUGUGUUUGUUCGUGCUGUACCACUGCCAGAACCGAUAACUGCCUACUUCUCGCUAACGAGUUCUAAGGAGACCAAUUGCUCGGGGCGUGAUGUUAAAAUGCAAGUUGGUUGGUUUAACAUCCAGUGAAUUACUUAUGUAUUGAGAAUGAAACAGUGAAGAACCCACACAAGGAGACAAAAGGCAGCUGUCUACUGAAAUGCUUUAUUCACGUGACAGGGCGCUCACAGGGGAAAGGCAGAGUGAGAGGCUCACGUUUCUAUGUUAUCAAAAGCCAUGUCACGCAUCUUGAUUUUUUUCGGCCUCUUUGGUUCUCUCUUUGUGUGUAUGAUAUUCCCUUCAAUUAAUAAAAUCUUUCAGCUGAUCCUGUCUUCUCUGCUACUUUCCAGUCCGAUCAAGAUUUGAUGUCUACUAGCUCACUAACAGGCGAUAUAGGAUUCAUGUAUUAAAAGGAAGUCACACAGGAAGUGCUAUCUAAAACGCUAUACGUAUCAGUGCAGCUGAGACUGACUGCCCUAUAUUGUUUUCUAAUGCGAAGAUGUCACGUUAUUUUUCAUAAAUAAUCUUUCCCCAUGCAUAUGUGAAAUUUUCUAGCACAAAUGUUUAUGACACACUUGGUACGGAACGUAGUUAUUUCUUUGUGUACAUCUACGUGUGAACUUUUUUAUGUGAAAUCAAAUAAAAUGUCUUUCAGGGUGCAUA